CACAGCAUGGACGACGAGGAGGAGACGUACCGGCUGUGGAAGAUCCGCAAAACCAUCAUGCAGCUCUGUCACGACCGGGGCUACCUGGUGACCCAGGAUGAGCUGGACCAGACGCUGGAAGAGUUCAAGGCACAGUUCGGUGAGAAGCCCAGCGAGGGCCGGCCCCGGCGCACCGACCUGACGGUGCUCGUGGCUCACAACGACGAUCCCACCGACCAGAUGUUCGUCUUCUUCCCGGAGGAGCCCAAGGUUGGGAUAAAGACCAUCAAGAUGUACUGCCAGAGGAUGCAGGAGGAGAACAUCACCAGGGCACUGAUCGUGGUGCAGCAAGGCAUGACCCCCUCGGCAAAGCAGUCCCUGGUGGAUAUGGCUCCCAAAUACAUCCUGGAGCAGUUCCUGCAGCAAGAGCUUCUGAUCAACAUCACUGAGCAUGAGCUGGUCCCAGAGCACGUUGUGAUGACGAAGGAAGAGGUAACAGAGCUCCUGGCCAGAUAUAAGCUGAGGGAGAACCAGCUCCCAAGGAUCCAGGCUGGGGAUCCUGUGGCCAGGUACUUCGGGAUCAAGCGUGGGCAGGUGGUGAAGAUCAUCAGGCCCAGCGAGACCGCAGGACGCUACAUCACCUACAGGCUGGUGCAGUGACCCCCAGCUCCUGGGUGUGGAGGAGCUGUGUGACACCCCCUGACCCUCCCCAUCCCCCAGCAGGUCACUGAUGCUCUGCAGACAUCUGCUCACAGAUGGCCAGGAGGAUUCCCUCCCUCUGUUGCCUCUCCACUUUGGCCUAAUUCCUUGUUUUCCAGCAUGGACUUUGCUGUAAUUUCUCAAUCUUCAUGAAGGACUCAAGCCAUGGAAGUCACUUGGAGCAACAGAAAGUGUGGAGGGAGGAGGUGGCUGGAGGAGGCCCUUUGCUUCCCUGGUUUCUAGGACCUGGUAUUUAAUAAAGGUUUGUA
Molecule: messenger RNA, 947 nt
Organism: Indicator indicator
Lineage: Eukaryota; Metazoa; Chordata; Aves; Piciformes; Indicatoridae
Gene: POLR2E
Product: RNA polymerase II, I and III subunit E
Exons: 8
Coding region: 7-639 (210 amino acids)
Biological process (GO): DNA-templated transcription
Cellular component (GO): RNA polymerase III complex; RNA polymerase II, core complex; RNA polymerase I complex
Molecular function (GO): DNA-directed RNA polymerase activity; DNA binding
Source: RefSeq, a predicted model, not a curated record